AUGACGGUGGAAGCUUUGGUGCUCUCUGAGCUUGGAGAAACCUGUUCGGUCGACAUCGACGAAUGUGAAUCUCAGCCGUGUGAGAACGGAGGGAGCUGCGUGGACUUGGUGAACAGCUAUCGUUGCGACUGCUUGCCCGGAUAUUCAGGAGAAACCUGUUCGGUCGACAUCGACGAAUGUGAAUCUCAGCCGUGUGAGAACGGAGGGAGCUGCGUGGACUUGGUGAACAGCUAUCGUUGCGACUGCUUGCCCGGAUAUUCAGGUAAAUGGAUGAAGAAUGGGAGAGAAUUUGAGGAUGGGAAAGAGAGAAAGUCUUGUGGAGGGUGGGGGCCCAAAUUCUUAUGGGGUCUUUAUGUGACCAAAAGGUGUAUCUCUUACUCCUUUUUUCGCUUACCUGAUUUAUUUACCUAAUUUCGAGCUGAGUGAAUUCUGCACUUCGAUAUCAAAGUCAGAUGGCUGAAGACGUUCCAGCUUUGAGUUUGGGAUGGAUGGGAUGGGAAGGGAAGGGAAGGGAAGGGAAGGGAAGAGAAGAGAAUAAGAAUAAGAAUAAGAAUAUAGAGUAGAGUAGGAUAGGAUAGGAUAGAAAAGGAAAAGGAAUAGAAGAGAAGAGAAGAGAAGAGAAAAGAAGAGAAGAGAAGAGGCAUUAG
Molecule: messenger RNA, 647 nt
Organism: Ahaetulla prasina
Lineage: Eukaryota; Metazoa; Chordata; Lepidosauria; Squamata; Colubridae
Product: fibropellin-3-like
Exons: 3
Coding region: 1-411 (136 amino acids)
Biological process (GO): Notch signaling pathway
Molecular function (GO): Notch binding; calcium ion binding
Source: RefSeq, a predicted model, not a curated record